UGAAGAUGAUGAUGAUAAUGAGACGACGAGAAUGACCACCAAGGAUGAUGUGAAGACACUUGUGACCGGCCUGGAAAGGCUGGACUUCCACCAUCCGUAUACGCCGUAUGAUGUGCAGGAAACAUUUAUGAAAACUGUGUAUAAUGUGCUUCAGGAAGGGAAUGGCCAGGUGGGCAUUCUCGAGAGCCCAACAGGAACUGGCAAGUCACUCUCGUUGAUAUGCGCAUCACUUACAUGGCUGCGCCAUUUCAAAGCCUCCAAGCACCAAGUUGAGCUGCAAGAGGCACGUUCUGAAUUCAAAGAUGAGCCGGACUGGCUGAUUGACCAGCUUCUCCGCCGAAAACAGGAUGAGCUUCUCAAGAGGUGGGAGGACCGUGAGAAGCGGCUCGAGAUGCUGCGCCAGAAAGAAAAGAUUUCUGAGGACCGGGCCAAGAAGCGCAGACGUAUAGAAACACACAGUGCGUCGUUGCAAUCAGAAGACGAAAUUGACGCCGAGUUUUUGCUAGAAGACUGGGAGACGCGCGGUGCUCCGUCGUCCAACGACCCAUUGUCUGGCCUUAGUAAAGAGUCCCGAGCCGUCUUGGAGCGCAUGGGCCUAGGCAGCCGAAAAGGAAACAAGGAAGAAGAGAAUGAGAACCUAGACGAAGAGAUCAAGAUCUACUAUACGUCGAGAACGCACUCGCAGCUCUCCCAGUUCAUCACUGAGCUGCGCCGCCCUCACUUUCCAUCAUCACUACCCAAAAAUCUCGCCAAGGACACUGAAUCGUCUGAAGUCGUCAAGCUACUGCCACUGUCAUCACGGCAAAAGCUAUGCAUCAACCCGUCCGUGUCGCGCCUCUCGUCCGUGCAGGCCAUCAACGACCGCUGCUCCGAGCUGCAAGGCGCCAAGUCUGGCAAAAAGUGCGACUUUGUCCCGCGCGAAGAACUACUUGCGCAGACACACGAGUUUCGAGAUACGGCGCUCGCCACACUCCCCGACAUUGAAGACCUGCACCAGCUUGGCAAGUCCUUGAGCGUAUGUCCGUACUAUGCGUCGCGCACGGCGCUACCCGGCGCGGAGAUUGUCACGCUUCCGUAUCCCCUACUCCUACAAAAGAGCGCGCGAGAUGCUCUAGGUAUCAAACUGGAAGGAAACGUCGUGAUUGUGGACGAGGCGCACAACAUCAUGGACGCCGUGGCGAAUGUCUACUCGGCCGAUUUGAAGCUCAGCGAGCUCCGCCGAGGGCGACAAAUGCUCGGUGUCUAUGUGCGCAAAUUCGGCAAGAAACUCAAAGGCGAGAACCGCGUCAAUGUCGGGCGUGUCGGGCGUGUCAUUGACGGUCUGUCCGAAUGGAUGACAUCUGCUCUACAAUUCAAGAACGACCACGGCAUCGUCGACCCCAACGACCUCACCCGCCCCAAGGGCAUCGACCAAAUCAACCUCUUCGAACUCAUCCAAUACAUCCAACAGUCCAAACUCGCCUACAAAAUCGAAGGCUACGCCAGCCACAUUGAAUCCCAGCAGCAACAAGACCCCUCCCAAAAACCAAAAGCACACUCCUCCACACCCAUCCUCCACACCUUCGUAUCCUUCCUCAUCGCCCUUACCAAUCUCAGCACUGAAGGCCGCAUCUUCUACCAGAAACUCACUUCUGCACAAGACAUCCAACUAUCCUACCUCCUCCUCUCGCCCACCCACGCCUUCUCAUCCAUCGCAUCCGCCGCCCGCGCUGUCAUCCUCGCAGGCGGCACCAUGUCCCCCUUUGGCGACUACAAAGACCACCUCUUCCCCACGCUCGACGACAGCAAAAUCACCACCUUAUCCUGCGGCCACGUCAUCCCCGCUUCCAACCUCGCCGUAUGGACCCUCGCCUCGUCACGGAUCGGAGGCACGACUUUUGAAUUCAGCUACCAGCGGCGCAGCGACACCGAGAUGGUCAACCAGCUUGGUCUGGCUAUCCUCAAUAUCUGCGCCGCCGUGCCGGACGGCGUGGUCGUCUUCUUCCCAUCCUACGGAUACCUUGACCAAGUGUCAGAAACAUGGCAGAAGAAGAAUAGUGAUGGUAGCCCGUCGAUAUGGGACAGGCUGCAGACCCGCAAGGCCAUCUUUACCGAAGAUAAAGGCGGUUCGAGCGACGACGUACUAGCUCAAUACUCUGCGGCCAUCUUGGGCCCAGAGGCCACAAAGGGCGCUAUUCUGCUGAGUGUCGUGGGCGGCAAGAUGUCCGAAGGCAUCAACUUUUCGGAUAGGUUGGGUCGGUGUGUCGUGGUGGUGGGUUUGCCAUACCCGAAUAUUGCGUCACCGGACUGGAAGGCCAAGAUGGAGUAUAUCGAGACGACGACGCUGAGCAGGUUGCCGCCGACACUGAGCAAAGAGGAGGCAGGGGCGCAGGCGAAGCAGGCCGCGCGGGACUUUUACGAGAAUGCGUGCAUGCGGGCGGUUAAUCAGAGCAUUGGGCGUGCGAUUCGCCAUAGAGGGGAUUAUGCGGCCAUUGUGUUGGUGGAUAGACGCUACGGGACGGAGAGGAUACGGACGAAGCUGCCGGGCUGGAUCCGGGGCGGCAUGGUUAUGGAUAGUCAUGAGAAGGGACUGGGUGGGCUAAUGGGCAUGCUUUCGACGUUUUUCAGAGGCAAGAAGUAGAGCUAAUUCCUAUAAAUUGCAUAUAGUGUUGUAUUUAUAUAUGUGUGUUUACACAACUUAUACAAUAUAUAAAUACAUAGAACAGGUACGUGGUUUUAUGUGUGUAGGGAGCGGAUCCUAAUAGAUUAAUACAAUAGUACGAAUUCUAAUAAUAUUAUAUGUAACAAAAAAAUCGAACAAAAAAUAUAUGCAUAAAAAGGCGUAGACUUUUCAGUGUUUCACGUGUUACAAUCAAGUGUACGUGCUAGCCACGGCCGAGACUUAAAAGGUAAAGUCGGCGAUAAAGGCAGCGUGGUCGGUAGGCCACUCGUUGUCGGCCGUGUUGGGGGCGACAUUGGGCUUGCCAAAGACAAUGGGCUCGGAAGCAACAGGCUUGACACCGCCGGCGUAGUAGUUGUAGUCGCCCUCAUCGAGCGAGACGGCGUUGAUGUAGGCGCUGCCCUUGGCGUCGGGGGCAAAGACCCAGGCGCUGUACGAGUACUUGGAGCCGUCCUUGGGGUUGUUGGUGCCCUUGUAGAGCGCGACCCAGUUGGUGCUGUCGACAGCAGCGACAGUGUAGUCAAAGGUGACGGCAGCCUUGUUGGGGUUGUAGACGAGCGAGUUGCCAGCAGCAGCAGCAGCAGCACUCAGUCUCUGUACUGUAAUUACUGUACGGUACUG
Messenger RNA from [Torrubiella] hemipterigena, 3280 nucleotides. NCBI's taxonomy places the organism in Eukaryota, Fungi, Ascomycota, Sordariomycetes, Hypocreales, Clavicipitaceae. The record is from the annotation of a GenBank genome assembly.